Messenger RNA from Fusarium proliferatum ET1, 792 nucleotides. RefSeq lists its product as uncharacterized. Gene Ontology annotation, molecular function: cysteine-type deubiquitinase activity. The coding region runs from base 1 to 792 and encodes 263 amino acids. Gene Ontology annotation, cellular component: cytoplasm. Gene Ontology annotation, biological process: protein deubiquitination; ubiquitin-dependent protein catabolic process. The record is from RefSeq and is a predicted model, not a curated record. NCBI's taxonomy places the organism in Eukaryota, Fungi, Ascomycota, Sordariomycetes, Hypocreales, Nectriaceae. The transcript has a single exon.
AUGGCAGUCUAUCACAGCGCCGAGGGUAGAAAGUUCUUCGUCCCGCUCGAGAACAAUCCCCAGGUCUUCACCAACCUGGCCCACGACCUAGGAAUGGACCCUAAGUUGUCGUUCCAUGAUGUCUACUCUCUCGACGAACCAGAGCUCCUGGCCAUGGUCCCGCGCCCAGCACACGCUCUCAUCUUCAUCACGCCCUCUAACACCUACCACGCCGUCGAGGCUGAAGACGUGGCCGCUGGCAAAAGAACAGCAGCGCCUCCGGACCGGAAAACCUACUCGAUGGAGGGCUUCGAUGACCUCUACCCGACGAAUGGGACUCCCCAACCUGUCCUUUGGUUCCCCCAGACAAUCGGCAACGCCUGUGGAAUGGUAGCCCUCGUCCACGCCCUGCUCAACGGCUCUUUGCGCGAGCGUCUUGUACCGUCAUCGCCACUAGCAGGACUUCUCGACGAGGCUCUCAAGUUGCCCUUGCCCACUCAGCACGCGGACCUGCUAUAUAACUCAGUCGUCAUAGAAGAGGCUCACAGCAAGGCGGCAGCUAGAGGCGAUACGGCAGCACCCGAUGCUCAAGAUCCUAUCGGGUAUCACUUCAUGGCUUUUGUGAAGGGGGCAGAUGGGAAUCUCUGGGGACUGGAUGGAAGUUUUGGUGGGAUGAUGUGUUAUGGGCCCGUGGGUGAGGGGGAGGAUAUGCUGAGUAGUAAGGUCUUGGAUAUCGGGGUGCGACGGUUCAUUAAGGCAGGGGAGGGCAGUGCCGAGUUUAGUAUCAUUGCGCUUUCCGAGGGAGAGUCUUAG